Molecule: messenger RNA, 1038 nt
Organism: Lactuca saligna
Lineage: Eukaryota; Viridiplantae; Streptophyta; Magnoliopsida; Asterales; Asteraceae
Source: the annotation of a GenBank genome assembly
AUGUCAGACCAAAUACCUUUCCAUAUACAGGAGGAUAUCAUCAAAAGACUUCCUGUAAAACCAUUGCUUCAGUUUAGAUCUGUCUCAAAAGCAUGGAAAUCUUUGAUCGACAGUUCUGGAUUUAUUGCAGCUCACAGUGCCCUCCACACUCAUCCACAACAUCUGCUUGUAAAAUACGAAGAUUUGGUAGAAAAUGAAGAUAAAUAUGUUUCUUUUAUAGAUGAUGAUACUUUGCUCCAACAGAGGUUUGUUCCCUUUGUUCCGUUGUCGGUUAAGUCACUCAGACAUUCAAAAAUAGUCGGUAGCGAUCAAGGAUUGUUGUGCUUGUAUGGCUAUCAUUGGGGCCCGGGCGAAACAACAAGUGUUGGUUUUGGGGUUUGUCCUGUUGCUAAUGACCCCAAGAUUGUAGAGAUUACACAACUUCGUUUUUGGGUUGAUAAGGAAAGUGAAACUACCAAGCCAUGGAAAGUAAAGGUCUAUACGUUGAGCUCAGGAAAAUGGAGAAAUGUAUCUACCAAUCUGCCAAAUAGGUCAAUUCGAGUUAGAUGGUUGCAGGUAGUUAUUGAUAGGUUUAUCUAUUGGUGUGCUUUCCACAAAUCGACUACACAUACUCGUAAUCUAAUCAUGUCAUUUGAUAUUACUGAUGAGAAUUUUAGAGUGGUUGACCUCCCUGAUAGUUUAGCUGAGCACUCUCAAACAGAGUUAUCGGUUUGUAAGCUAAGGGAGAGUCUUGCCAUGCUUCAAUAUAGUAUAGACAUAGGUAAACAUGUUUGUGUUGUUUGGAUGAUGGAGCAUGGUGUUCAAAGAUUGUUUACAAAACUAUUCAGCAUUAGUUCUCCACAUGGGUCGAUGACAAUAUUGGGAUUUAGGAAGAGUGGCCAACCUAUAAUUGAAGUGAAAGAUGAUCUUUCUGAAUUGAGUGACCUUGCUGUAUAUGAGCCCAAUUCGGAAGUGGAGAUGAACGAUCUUGAAAUUUGCGGAAGAAGCAAUUUGUUCUCUGUGAAUUCUUACAUGGAAACGUUACUUUUGCUGGUUUAG